Messenger RNA from Eimeria acervulina, 430 nucleotides. Its product is annotated as lon protease, putative. Gene Ontology annotation, molecular function: ATP hydrolysis activity; ATP-dependent peptidase activity; ATP binding. The annotation marks the transcript as partial. The record is from RefSeq and is a predicted model, not a curated record. The transcript has 4 exons. Gene Ontology annotation, biological process: chaperone-mediated protein complex assembly; protein catabolic process; mitochondrion organization. NCBI's taxonomy places the organism in Eukaryota, Apicomplexa, Conoidasida, Eucoccidiorida, Eimeriidae. Gene Ontology annotation, cellular component: mitochondrial matrix.
GGGAAGAUCCUUUGCUUCCUGGGCCCUCCUGGGGUUGGGAAGACAUCUGUGGCUGAGAGCAUAGCGAGGGCUUUGAAGAGAAAAUAUUAUCGUAUCUCGCUUGGGGGUUUAUUUGAUGUGGCGGAGCUGCGGGGACACCGCCGAACGUACAUCGGUGCUCUGCCUGGAAAGAUAAUUAAUGCCCUCAAAUUGACAGCGACUAUGAACCCUCUAAUUGUUCUCGAUGAAAUAGACAAACUCACUUUGUUGUUUAGCUCUAUAGGUGAGUGUUUUGCGGGGCGAGACCUCAGAGGAGACCCUUCUUCAGCUUUGCUGGAGGUUCUAGACCCGUCGCAAAAUUCUUUUUUUCGUGAUCACUACAUCGAUGUUCCUGUCGAUCUUUCGAGGGUUUUGUUUGUUUGUACAGCCAACGCACAAGAUACCAUUCCCG